AUGGGUAACACCAAGGGUCUGCGCCGCGGUACGCGGUACAUGUUCUCGCGGGACUUCCGCAAGCGUGGUCCCCUCAACCUUGAGACGUACCUGACCGUCUACAAGGUUGGCGACAUUGUCGACAUCAAGGGCAAUGGCGCUCAGCAGCUGGGUAUGCCCUACAAGGCCUACCACGGCAAGACUGGCCGCGUGUACAACGUGACCAAGCGUGCUCUCGGUGUUGUUGUCAACAAGCGCAUCAAGAACCGCUAUGUUGCCAAGAAGAUCAACGUGCGCAUUGAGCACGUCAAGCACUCCAACAGCCGCAAGGAGUUCCUCCGUCGUGCGGCCGAGAACGACGCCAAGAAGGCCGAGGCUUCCGCUCGCGGCGAGCGCGGUGUUGAUGUCAAGCGCCAACCCGCUGGUCCCAAGCCUGCCGAGUUUGUCAACUUCCAGACCAACGAGCCCGUCCGACUUCGCCCUGUGCCUUUCGAGUUUAUGGCUUAA
Monosiga brevicollis MX1 is the source of this 486-nucleotide messenger RNA. RefSeq lists its product as uncharacterized. Gene Ontology annotation, molecular function: structural constituent of ribosome. The coding region runs from base 1 to 486 and encodes 161 amino acids. Lineage: Eukaryota; Choanoflagellata; Craspedida; Salpingoecidae. The record is from RefSeq and is a predicted model, not a curated record. The transcript has 2 exons. Gene Ontology annotation, cellular component: cytosolic large ribosomal subunit; ribosome. Gene Ontology annotation, biological process: translation.